Messenger RNA from Spodoptera littoralis (African cotton leafworm), 512 nucleotides. NCBI's taxonomy places the organism in Eukaryota, Metazoa, Arthropoda, Insecta, Lepidoptera, Noctuidae. The record is from the annotation of a GenBank genome assembly.
CGAGGACUGUGACCAUCCUAUCCCACACAUACAGACAUGGACUCCAAGAUUGUAGUAUUCAUCUGCUUGGUAGGCGUGGCGAGCGCGAGUCUCAUUGCUCCCGCUGUCCCCGUGGUCCGCGCGGAUCCCUUACCUCAGUACUCCUACGGGUACGACGUACAGGACGCACUCACUGGUGACUACAAGGGUCACCAGGAACACAGGAACGGAGACCUCGUCAGUGGAUCGUACAGCGUCGUAGACCCUGACGGCACAAGAAGGAUUGUAGACUACACUGCUGAUCCUCUUAACGGCUUUAACGCGGUUGUACGCCGCGAGCCCCUAGUCGUCGCAGGCCCUGCCAGGGUUGUCGCUCCAGCCCCUGUCGUCGCCCCGGCUCCCAUCCUCGCCCGGGCACCCGCCCCUGUACUGGCCGCUGCGCCCGCGCCACUGUUCGCCCCCAGGCUACCUCACCCCUACUACUUCUAGAUGAAUUAUUACAAUUUUGUUGUUGAUAUCUUUACUAUUAGGAC